This is a messenger RNA of Phaedon cochleariae (mustard beetle), 1191 nucleotides long. The record is from the annotation of a GenBank genome assembly. Lineage: Eukaryota; Metazoa; Arthropoda; Insecta; Coleoptera; Chrysomelidae.
AUGGCGGCCACCACGUACCUGCCAGCUAGCAGUGCGGUCACCACAGACUUGGACGGCAACGUAGUCGGCAUGAACAUCGUCGGCGGAUACCAUUCCAGCGCCUCUCCCAGGUCAGCAGCUGACGCCAACGAGAUGAAAUACUUGCCCCAACACCACCACAACCACCACCACCACCUAGCCAGCUCACCCUCGCCCAGCGGCCAUGCGGUGUCCUUAUCCGCGAACCCAUGGGUCAGUUUGCAACCGGGCGCUGACCCUUGGGCGGCCUCAAUGGCUGGAAUGCACCACGCGCAUCAUCACCACCCCCAUCAGGACGUGAAACCGCUGACGCAGCAAACGCAGGACAUGAUGCACCACCAGAGGCAGCAGCAGCAGGCCUGGCAUGGACCCACUGCCCACUAUAAUCCUGGCGGUGCCGCCUCGCCUCUACAGCAAUAUCACGCCGCCAUGAACGGCAUGCUGGCGCACCACCAAGCUCCCCAAUUGCACCAUCCGCUGCACAGGGACAUGCAGAGCCCCCAUCACCCCCAGCACCCUGACAGAGACGUGAGCGGGGGUGAGGAUGAGACGCCUACGAGCGACGAUCUCGAAGCUUUCGCGAAACAGUUCAAACAGCGAAGGAUCAAGCUGGGUUUCACGCAAGCCGAUGUCGGUUUAGCGCUGGGGACGUUGUAUGGCAACGUGUUCUCGCAGACGACCAUUUGCAGGUUCGAGGCGCUGCAGCUGAGUUUCAAGAAUAUGUGCAAGCUGAAACCGCUGCUGCAGAAGUGGCUGGAGGAGGCCGAUUCGACGACGGGGUCGCCGACGUCGAUAGACAAGAUAGCGGCGCAAGGCAGGAAGAGGAAAAAGCGGACGAGCAUCGAGGUGUCUGUAAAGGGGGCCCUCGAGCAACACUUCCACAAGCAGCCUAAGCCGUCGGCGCAGGAAAUCACGUCGUUGGCGGACAGUUUGCAGCUGGAGAAGGAGGUGGUGCGAGUGUGGUUCUGCAAUAGGCGACAGAAGGAGAAAAGGAUGACGCCGCCCAACACGCUGGGCGGCGAGAUGAUGGAAGGUCUGCCGCCCGGGCAUAUGCAUCCCGGCUACGGGCACCAUCCGGAUAUGCACGGCUCGCCCAUGGGGCAGCAUUCGCACUCGCACAGUCCGCCCAUGCUGUCGCCCCAGAGCAUGGGGCACCAGCUGACUGCCCACUAG